AUGACCGUCUUCAUUGCGUCCUUGUUUCUUCCAAAGACAGUCUACUUUCAGCUUCCAGAUGCCCCGAUAAAAUCCUCAAAAGGCGGCAGACUUACCCGAGCACCCACUGCCAAGCUCAACAGCAAGAACAACCAGAGACCAACUCUCGACACCCAACCGAGUCUAUUUGCUCCCCAUCCAACAAACACGCCGCCGCGCACGCCAACCGAUGAUGAAGCUGUGGAAUCAGAUGAUGGACUUUUUGUAAACGAGGAUGGUGUCCGCAUUCACAUUACUGAUGAUGACACCAUCAGUACCGGCUUUGGGCCAACCGACAAGGAAUCUCCGCUCUGGGGUGCUCGCAAGAACCAGCCCAAGUCGCGAGCUAGCUCUCCGCCUCCAGCGUCGUUGCUUGAACACUCACGAACCUUUGCCAAGGCUAAGGAAUUGGGAAGGCAGGGUGUUGUACAGCCGCGCGCACAGAGAAGCGACAGCCAUGACCGAGUAUUUGCCAAUGCAAACUGGCGCAUCGUCACAUCCGACCAAGGCAACGGAGGCCUCCGCAACGCUGCCGAUGCUGCUAGUCGCGAUGGUUACGAUGCAGAGCACACCUGGGUCGGCACACUCGGAAUGCCCGUGGAUGCUUUGGACGCAACUCAACAGCGGGACGAUAUUCACGACCGACUGGCCACCGAAUACAACAUGCUGACAGUGUUCCCUACGGACAAGGACUUUGAUGGGCACUACUCGCAUUUCUGCAAACAAAUCCUAUGGCCCGUCUUUCACUACCAGAUUCCCGACAAUCCCAAGAGCAAAGCAUACGAGGACCAUUCCUGGAAGUUCUACGUCAACGUGAAUCAAGCAUUCGCCGACAAGAUCAUUAAGAACUGGAAGCGAGGUGAUACCAUUUGGGUUCAUGAUUACCAUUUGCUACUUGUCCCGGGAAUGGUUCGUCAGAAGAUCCCCGAUGCCAAAAUUGGAUUGUUUCUUCACGUCGCUUUCCCUUCAUCCGAAGUCUUCAGGUGCCUCGCCGUGCGCAAGGAGUUGCUCGAGGGCAUGCUGGGCGCCAAUUUGAUUGGUUUCCAGAUUCCCGAGUACACUCGACACUUUUUGCAGACAUGCAGCAGACUGUUGAAGAACGUGGAAGCGACACCACAGGGUAUCCAGCUCGACGACCGCUUUGUCAAUGUCAUGAACCACGCCAUCGGCAUUGACCCCGUGAGCCUCAAUCAUCACCGCCAGGACGCUGAAGUCAAGAAGUGGAUUGAUGUUAUGAAGGACAGGUACAAGGACAAGAUGCUCAUCGUGGCACGCGACAAGCUUGAUCACGUUCGCGGCGUUCGCCAGAAGCUACUGUCCUAUGAGCUGUUUCUCAAUAAGAACCCUCAGUGGAGAGACAGGGUUGUCCUCAUUCAAGUGGCUCUCUCCUCGAGUGAGAAGUCUGAUCUUGAUGCGGCUGUCAGCGACAUUGUGACACGAGUCAACUCGGCCUAUGCCAACCUGGCAUAUCAGCCCCUCGUCUACCUCAAGCAGGAUAUCCCCUACUCCCAGUACCUCGCUCUGCUCACGAUUGCCGACGCCGUCAUGAUCACAAGUCAGCGUGAGGGCAUGAACCUAACCUCUCACGAAUUCCUCCUGUGCCAGGAUGGAAGUAUCGACGAGAAGAAGCACGGCUCCUUGAUUCUGUCCGAGUUCACAGGAACAUCAUCGCUUUUCGGAGGCAACGAACUUACAGUCAACCCUUGGAGUUAUCGCCAGUGCUCCGAAGCUAUCCUGAAGGCUUUGGAAAUGUCAGACGAGGAGAAAGCCAUGCGCUGGGGCAAGCUAUACAAGGCAGUGGAACAUCACACUGGUGGCCACUGGUUUACCGAGUUCCUGAACCAGCUCGAUCGCGUCUACGAGGAACAAGCCGAUCACGCGCAGACUUCCAUCCCACGUCUCAACUUGCAAAAGCUUGAAAAGGUCUAUGGACAGUGCCAGCGCCGCCUCUUUUUCUUGGACCUUGAGGGUACAUUAAUUCCCAACAACCCCAUGAGUUCCAUGAUUCCUAUGAAUCCCCAGCGCACAAUCUCGGUCCUGAAUGACCUGGUUGAGGAUCCCCGCAACAUGGUCUACAUCAUGUCGGCCAGACGGCCUCAGGAACUUGACCGCCUAUUCCGCUUGGUACCAAAUCUCGGUCUGAUUGCCGAGAACGGAUGCUUCAUCAAGCACGCCGUUACCGACUCCUGGGAUGAGCUCGCUGACAAGUCGUCCGUAUCUACUUGGAAGGCAUCGGUCAAUUCGAUUCUCAACUACUACCUCGAGCGUACCCCCGGCGCGGAGAUUGAGGAGCGCCACUGCUCUCUGGUCUUCCACUAUAAGGAAGCGGAAGACUUUGCCAUGGCAGAGCGCCAGGCUAGCGACUGGACUGGUCAUAUCAACGAAUCCUGCGAGAAUCAGCGAGUCCACGCUACACAGCUUGACAACUCGGUGGUUGUCGAAUCCAUUGAUUGGACAAAGCAAUCAGCCGCCGAAGUUGUCUACAAGGAGCACAUUGAGAAUGCGCCGUAUGCCGACAAGGCUGGCCCCAUUGAUUUCCUCAUGGUCAUCGGCGACGGACGCGAGGACGAGAAUGUUUUCAAGUGGGCAAACGGUCUGAAGCAGCAAAAGUCGGUGCAGAAUGUCGUCACUGUUGGCUUGAGCAGUCGCAACACUGAAGCCAAGGCCACUCUCACUCAGGGUGUGACCGGUAAGUAA
Molecule: messenger RNA, 2715 nt
Organism: Pestalotiopsis fici W106-1
Lineage: Eukaryota; Fungi; Ascomycota; Sordariomycetes; Amphisphaeriales; Sporocadaceae
Exons: 3
Coding region: 1-2715 (904 amino acids)
Biological process (GO): trehalose biosynthetic process
Cellular component (GO): cytosol; alpha,alpha-trehalose-phosphate synthase complex (UDP-forming)
Molecular function (GO): catalytic activity
Source: RefSeq, a predicted model, not a curated record